Molecule: messenger RNA, 2139 nt
Organism: Papaver somniferum (opium poppy)
Lineage: Eukaryota; Viridiplantae; Streptophyta; Magnoliopsida; Ranunculales; Papaveraceae
Product: cyclic dof factor 2-like
Exons: 2
Coding region: 212-1738 (508 amino acids)
Biological process (GO): regulation of DNA-templated transcription
Molecular function (GO): DNA-binding transcription factor activity; DNA binding
Source: RefSeq, a predicted model, not a curated record
AUAAAUCCCUUUCUCUGUCACGUUCUUCGUGUUUUUUCCUCAGUGGUUUCUCUCUGAGACUUAUUUUAUUAAAAGUCUCUCUCUCUAAUCUCAAUCUCCUCUACUGUCUGUGUGUUUGUUGAAAGAUAUGUUCAUCGAUCUCUUCGUGUUUCCAAGUAAAAGUAGUAGAAGCUGAAACCAGAAAGAAAAAGAAAAUUAGAGUAAAAAAAAAAUGACUACUGAGUUAAAAGAUCCGGCUAUUAAACUAUUUGGAAGAACCAUUCCGUUACAAGAAAGUCAGAUUACGGUCGAGUCUGUUGAAAAAUCCGAUCUAGAAAUUCAGAUUCCACCACUCUUCUCUGAAGAUAAGGACAGAUGCAGAAAAACGACAAAAACAGAUUCUAAUGUCUCUUCUGUGGAAGACCCUUGCAAGGCUGAUAAGCCUGUUUUGAGUAUUGGUAAGGAAAACAACUAUCAAGAUUGUACCAAGGAAAACAAAGUUAUGCUGGACCCCAAAAGUGAGGAAGACCAGGGCGAAAAUGAUUCAGGUGAUCAAGAAAAGCUUCUUAAAAAACCAGACAAGAUCCUACCAUGCCCUCGCUGCAACAGCCUGGAAACAAAAUUUUGCUACUACAACAAUUACAAUGUUAACCAACCUCGACAUUUCUGCAAAAACUGUCAGAGAUAUUGGACUGCUGGAGGAACCAUGAGGAACGUUCCCGUGGGAGCCGGACGCCGGAAGAACAAGCACCUAGCUUCACAAUACCGUCACUUAAUGAUGUCUUCUGAUGGAAUUCCAACCAACCAGGUUGACUCACCCGACUCAGCCAAUCACCAACUCUCACCUGGGGCAAUUUUUACACCUUCUGCGCCUCUUAAUGGAAAUGGCAGUGUCCUAAGAUUUGGUACAGAAGCACCUCUCUGUGAAUCAAUGGCAACUGUGCUGAAUCUAGGUGACCAGAAAAGAAAAGUUGAGGUUGGUGCUGCACUUUCUGGAGAAACAAGAGAGGAACCAUCCUCUUGUGAUUCUUUCGCGACUGCUACUCACCGCGAAGAAGAGUUGCCUAAAAAUGGUAUUCAGAUGGAGCAAGGUGUUCUUCCGGCUUGUUUCAGCACAAUUAAUCCUCCACAUCCUGCGCAUUGUUACCCAGGUCCACCAUGGGCCUACCCAUGGAGUCCAGGUUGGAAUAACGUAGCUGGCAUGGCACCCCCUAGGUGUCCUGAGCUGGUCUGUGGUCCAGAGAAUGGUAGUCCUAGGCCAGUUCAGUGGGGUCCGAUGCCAAUGGUAGCUGCUCCUGCCUUGUGCACCCCAAGCAUGCCAUUUCCAUUUAUACCCGCCUCUUAUUGGGGUUGCAUGCCUGGCUGGGCUGCCAGAUCUUGGAAUGUGCCAUGGGUUGGAUCUAAUGGAAGUAUCUCUCCAUCUUCCUCCACUAGCAACAGUGGUUGUUCAAGCAAUGGCUCACCAACAUUAGGUAAGCAUUCUAGAGAUGUCAAUCUACAAGGGGAAGAGAAAACAGAAAAAUGUCUUUGGGUUCCAAAGACGUUAAGAAUUGAUGACCCAGAUGAGGCGGCAAAGAGUUCUAUUUGGGCUACUCUAGGUUUCAAGCCAGAUAGGAAAGAACCAAUUAUAAAAGGCGGUAUCUUCAAAGCUUUUGAAUCGAAGACAAAAAACAAGGACCAAGCAUCAGAUGCUGAACAGGUGUUACAAGCAAACCCAGCUGCACUCUCUCGAUCACAGUCAUUCCAGGAAAACACAUGAGACCAGCUUCUACUCCAAGGUUUAUAAGUCUAAUCUGGUACUGGUUACUCAUUUUGUUUGUGUCAAGCAUACUUGAUCAGCUUUUAGUUACUGGGUUUGUUGUGACAAUGUUUUGUACUUGACCUAGAUGGGUGAACUUUGACAGAAGCCGGUCUUCUGGAAAGUUCAAUACAAUUUGCUUCAAACUCUGUUACAGUCAUAAAGGGUGAGUCAGCAGCUUGCCAACAAUGUUGUUGCUGUAAAUAGUAGAAAUAGAGAGUGAGCAAGCAGUUGUUGAUUUUAUUUUGUUUUGGUGUUUUUUUAGCGGUAAGUAGGAAACUGAUGCUGACAAGGUCACCGGUAUCAUUACAUAAUGAUUUCACCCUUCUUUACUAUAAAGGCAUCUGCUGAUGAUUAAGUGC